CGCUCACCCUCGAGCAGUGGUCCGACCUCGCGUCCUCGGCGAUGCUCAUCGUCGGGAUGUUGGGCCUCGGGCGGUACACCUUUCGGGGCGUCUCCAUCCUUCGCGAGUCGACUCGAAACGGCGCCACGGUCUUCGAGACGCUUCACGCGAUGACCCCGUGCGAACGCAUGGCGGUGGCGCAACCCCUCGGGCUGUUCGCGGUGCUCGCGGAGGUGCUCGCCGGGUGGGGAACGCCGCGAGGCAGGGGCGCGAGAGCCGCGUACGCGAGGCGCGCGAGGUCGAGGCAGCAGAUCGGGUUGUUGUUUGCGUGUUGUCCUCGGCUGCUCGCGCACCUCGCCGGGUGUCAAUCGCUGUCGCUGACCCGAGGCGCCAACCCCGGAGCCGAACUCGCCAAGCGGUGCGCGUCGUGGGUGAUGAUGGGGUGCAUCUACAGCCACGGGAUCGAGGCCGCGAGCUGGCUGCCCUUUUGCAUCGUCACGCUGACAAAGGCGGGGGGGCACGUCGCGACGGUGGGGUCGGUGAUGGCCGUCUUUAACAGGCUCGAUUUUAACAGGCUCGUCGUGGAGAUCGUGCCGCCCGCGGCGGCGGCGGCGGUGGUGGCGCGGCUGGUGAACUGGCGCGCGUCCAGGCGGUACAGGCCGCGAUGAGUCUGUACGUAUGCGCGUGAGAUCAUCUAUUAGUGUAGCACCUGUAAACGGUGAUGAUGUAC
Messenger RNA from Micromonas commoda, 709 nucleotides. RefSeq lists its product with no specific name. NCBI's taxonomy places the organism in Eukaryota, Viridiplantae, Chlorophyta, Mamiellophyceae, Mamiellales, Mamiellaceae. The coding region runs from base 42 to 647 and encodes 201 amino acids. The transcript has a single exon. The record is from RefSeq and is a predicted model, not a curated record.